GUUAUCCAUCCCUCGCUCGUAUCACUUAUGAUAGGACAUUCUUUCACCACACUGCUUGUUCCACUUGUUAUUGCGUUGUUCUAUUUCUCCAAUAAAUAUUCCAGACGCACGCCUAUCUUCAUCCUCAACGUCGCCGUCAUCGCCCUCGCUUUCUUUGCAGGAAUCAUGAUUGAUGCACUAGCUAUUCAUGCGAUCCUUUCCCCGACGGACCCAUGGCCACUAGCGUUGAAUAUCUCGAUAGGCAUCCUCGGCAUAUUUCAAUGCAUCUUCGUCGACCUCAUCCUCCUUCUCCGUCUUAUCUCCCUCCACCCACCGCGACAUCUCGGUCUGCCCCGCUUUUCCCUCCUAAUCGCACUCCCUGUCAUCCUCAAGAUUGCUCGCAUAACCAAUUUAAUUGUACUGACGAAACAAAUGGCAGAUGCAUCGAGAGGACCGCAAGGCGCGGAAAAGAUGGCAGCCUUGUGGAUGUCCACUCCAUGCUUGAAGAUCGAUUGGACAGCCCAGGUUGUAGAUAAUACAUAUGCGUCCGUAGCGUUCCUAUGGUCCGUCCGCACUCGCCUCUCCAACAGACAGGGCGUCACGAGUGACAUUCGUCCCGCGCGAACAUCAUUCGCAAUGCGUCUACGCAUGAUUUCCCGUAUUGCUGCCACCAACUUCAUCAUCCCGACGCUCUUCUCAAUCGCCCAAAUCAUCAUCGUCUACCUGGGUGUCAACACUGCCUCAAUAAAUAGUGUUGUGCUCGUCAACACCAUGAUCACCGUUUUCGGCGCUGUGUUUGCAACAGUAUGGGUGGGGAAAGAGAGAAGGCAAGAUGAGGCA
This is a messenger RNA of Pisolithus orientalis, 819 nucleotides long. RefSeq lists its product as uncharacterized. The annotation marks the transcript as partial. The record is from RefSeq and is a predicted model, not a curated record. The transcript has 5 exons. NCBI's taxonomy places the organism in Eukaryota, Fungi, Basidiomycota, Agaricomycetes, Boletales, Pisolithaceae.